AUGGAGUUUGUGACUCAGGUGGAGGGGGAAUGUAUGUUUGGCAGUCUCGUCAGGGUUUCUGAAUCUUCGGAUCAUGUCUACAGUACCCCUUUUUCACCGGACGGAAAAUAUCUGGCAUGUGUGCUCGGUGACGGCUCGCUUCUUAUCUUGGACCCUAAAACACUGCAUGUUCGGCACAGGACUCAGAUGGGCAAAUCGUACGAUGGCUUGCCUAGCACCGGCGUCUGUUGGUUUACACAAAAGGAAGACGAUGUGUACGACUUAGUUUCUGUCUCAAGUGCAGGGGGUGUAUUUGUUUGGAGGUGGGACGGAGGCCAAAUUGAGCGUACAGCAAAAGCGCAUGAGGUGGAUAAUGAAAUUACAUGUGUUGAAGUCUCUUUGGAUGCAGGCGAUUUCCUCACGGCUGGUAGUGAUCGUAUUGUUCGCCAGUACGAUUCAGCUGGUAAGUUGAAAGAUACCUUAUGCAAGGGUUUUGACGAUGACGGGUACUUGCGCGCAACGCAUACAAACCGUAUUUUUUCCGUUCGUUUUGUCACACCCACAAUCGCUGUUAGUGGCGGGUGGGGAAGCCCAAUUCAGGUAUGGGAUAUGCGUAGCUUGGAGUCUCGAAAGCAGAUUUUGGGUACACAGAUUGCAGCUGACAGUAUUGAGCCUCUCCCCAAUACCACCUGCAUCAUUGUCACCUCAAAAAAGCCGGAAAGACAGAUACAGGUGUUUGACUGCGUGUCGGGGGAAGAGAUGGAGGAGGUUUCCACUCGUUUAUCAUCCGAAAUGGGAGAUAACGUUCCGUUGGUCUCAAGAUACUGCGAAAAAACUGGUCUUCUAUGGACCAUAACAUCAAAAUCACAUAAAGUUCUUGUUACGUCAUUCUCUACUGGAAAAUUAUUGGCCUCGUGCGAAUUGCCUGUCUCUCUUAUGAACAUACAUGUUUCACAUCACUAUCCUUUUCAAGCGAUUGUUUCAUGUGCUAAUGGAAAGAUCUUUCUGGCCACAGUGAAGGUGUAG
Molecule: messenger RNA, 1005 nt
Organism: Trypanosoma cruzi
Lineage: Eukaryota; Euglenozoa; Kinetoplastea; Trypanosomatida; Trypanosomatidae
Exons: 1
Coding region: 1-1005 (334 amino acids)
Molecular function (GO): protein binding
Source: RefSeq, a predicted model, not a curated record